Priapulus caudatus is the source of this 1077-nucleotide messenger RNA. RefSeq names its product secretory carrier-associated membrane protein 4-like. The record is from RefSeq and is a predicted model, not a curated record. NCBI's taxonomy places the organism in Eukaryota, Metazoa, Priapulida, Priapulimorpha, Priapulimorphida, Priapulidae. The coding region runs from base 121 to 1077 and encodes 318 amino acids. Gene Ontology annotation, cellular component: trans-Golgi network membrane; recycling endosome membrane. Gene Ontology annotation, biological process: protein transport. The transcript is spliced from 8 exons.
AGCCAUUCCUGCAAAAGAAAAAUGUUGAUGUGGACAGUUUCUUAGAGAUUCAGUUUGAGUUUUACGGUUUUAUUACCGUAACAGUUAAUUUGAUUAAGUGCAAACGGCGCGCAAUACAUAAUGGCAGGAUUUGACAGCAACCCGUUUGCAAAUCAACAAGGAGAUAACCCCUUUUCGCAGGGGCAACAGCAACCACCGCCGGCUCAGAGCCAGCCGGCGGUGGUGCCGGCAAAGCAGGACCCUCCUCCUUACACCCAGGCUGCCGCAAAGCCCAUAGACACGUCCGACCUGCAGAGAAGACAGGAGGAGCUGGAGCGGAAGGAGGCAGAGUUAAGCAGACGUGAGGCAGAGCUGGGCAGGCAGCCCCUGAACAUUCGACAGAAUAACUGGCCACCGGUGCCGGGCUUCUGCCCGUGUGGUCCCUGUUUCUACCAGGAGUUCAGUGUGGACAUCCCGACAGAGUUUCAGAACAUUGUCAAGAUCUUCUACUAUCUGUGGAUGUUUUACGCUUGCCUCAUGUUUCUCAACAUCCUCGGAUGUCUGGCCUACUGGAUCACCGGCGGAAGUCCGACUACGUUUGGACUUUCCAUCCUCUUCUUUGUGCUCUUCACACCGGCUGCAUUUGUGUGCUGGUACAGACCAGUCUACAAGGCAUUCAGGAGUGACAGCUCAUUCAAUUUCUUCUUUUUCUUCUUCAUUUUCUUCUUCCAAUUCGUCGUAUCAAUCAUUCAGGCUCUGGGCUUCAAUGGAUUUGGAACAUGCGGCUUCUUCAAUGGGUUGGAGACAGUAAGCAGAGGCACAACUGAGGGAUACGUGGUCGGAGCCAUCAUGUUUUUCCUCGGCCUCAUGUUCGGCAUUUCCGCCGUGCUGGAGUUCAUCGGCCUCGUGAGGGUAGGCGAGGUCGCGGGGUCAAUGCACGAGGUCACGGGUGGCUGGUUCAAUGCCAUUGGCCACACGAAGAUUAACAUCGUGGUUGGAGUGAUCAUGAUUCUCAUUGGCGUUGCGUACUCCGCGUUUGCGGCCACGUGCCUCGUCCUUCUGAUGAAGAAAUUGAAAAGGUUGAGAGCACCAGAGUAG